Molecule: messenger RNA, 2904 nt
Organism: Mercenaria mercenaria
Lineage: Eukaryota; Metazoa; Mollusca; Bivalvia; Venerida; Veneridae
Product: cytochrome P450 3A24-like
Exons: 14
Coding region: 27-1574 (515 amino acids)
Molecular function (GO): heme binding; steroid hydroxylase activity; iron ion binding
Source: RefSeq, a predicted model, not a curated record
GUUUAUUUACAGCUCAGUUCGUUGCAAUGGAGAUUCUGGGAAUGUUAAACAUGCCGACUUGGCUUGUUGGCAUCAUCAUGUUUGUGUUGACAGUUUGUCUCUACACAUGGUACAAACAAAGCUACUUUAAGCGCCUUGGUAUACACACAAAGCCAACAGUUUUCUUCAUUGGAGACAUGUUUGAGGUUUCAAAAAAGGGUUUCGGGUACAUUGAUGAUAAAAUGGUGAAAGAAAAUGGAAAGAUUUUUGGGUUGUACCUUGGCAAUGUCCCAACACUCGUUAUAAGUGACACAGAUAUUAUAAAACAGAUAAUGGUGAAAGAUUUUUCUAAAUUCACUGAUCGUGUGAACAUCAUUCAAAGGACAAAGAAAUGGAAAUCUGCUGUCACUUCAGCUAGUGGAGAACAUUGGAGAUUCUUGCGAACAACUCUUAGUCCAGCAUUCACUACUGGGAAGAUAAGAGAGAUGGAACCCUACAUACAUAAAUGCAUGAAGACACUGCUUGAGUUGUUGUCUCAAAAGACUGACCAGCAUCCUGAAGGUUUUGAUAUUGUACAAAAUUUGUCCGGUUAUACAUUGGAUGUAAUAUGCAGUACUGGUUUCGGACUUGAUGUCGACGCACAGAAAGAUCCUAAUAAUCCCGUUAUCAAAUACGCCAGGGAAUUUCUUGAAUUCAGAGGCUUAAGGAAUCCAUUAUUCAUUAUACAAAUAUUCUUUCCCGAUCUGUCUAGCAUAUUUGGCAAGCUUCUAGAAUCAAACAUUGUUUCAGAUGAGGUAUUUGAUUUCUACAUGUCAACAAUAAAACAGGCUUUCACCGACAGAAAACAGGAUCAGUCAAAACAUAGAGAUCUGCUUCAGCUUUUGAUAAAUACACAUAAGGGACAAUUAGGUCAACAUGAGAUUGACACUGAAGAAACUACUUUUGAAGGAAUGAAGCAGAGAGGUUUGACUGAUGAAGAAGUUCUAGUCAACUCUAUUGUAUUUAUGUUAGCUGGGUUCGAUACAACAGCGACCACUUUAUCUUGGAUCGUUUACGAUCUUGUUACUAACACAGAUUGUCAAGAAAAACUCAUUAAGGAGAUAGACGGAGAAAUUGGCGAAUCAGAGACGACGUAUGACAAUGUAUUCAAGCUGAGGUACCUUGACAUGGUUGUAAGCGAGACUUUGAGAAUGCAUCCGCCAGGACAAAGGAUCAACCGUUUGGCUAUAGAAGAUGUUAAAAUAAACGGUUUACAAAUACUGAAAGGGAUGGAUUGCACGUUUUCAGUACUGGCACUUCAUUACAUGCCGGAAUAUUGGGAAAACCCGUACAAAUAUGACCCAGAAAGAUUUGCCCCUGAAAAUCAAGCCAACAUAAAUCAGUAUGCUUACAUACCGUUUGGUCAGGGUCCAAGGAAUUGUAUUGGGAAAAGACUUGCCCUGCUGGAGGUCAAGGCCACUGUUGUAGUUUUACUGCAGAAGUUCAGAAUGCACAAGACAGAUAAGUUACAAGUUCCGAUGCCUGUGUCCGAUGUUGGUUUUGGUAAACCAGCAAAACCGGUAUUUGUGCGAUUGGAGAAGAGAUCAAAGAGUUAAAGCAGUUCCAUUUUACAUAUAUGGUGUAGCAACUUCACAUCCGUUAAGUAUCACAGUUCAGUAACUCAAACAUGUAAACACAUUAUUGUCGGCGUUUUGAUUAUUAAAUUCUGCCACGAUGAAAUGACGACUCUCAUUGUGUCAUUGAGAUUUGGAUAAAUCUUCUUUCGAAAAAUAAGUUAUAUUCCGCUACAUGAAUUCACAAUUUUUGUCAAUUUAUCGUUUUUAUCGGAAAAAAAUAUUAGAAAAUCUCCCUGAUAAACGGCCUAAGUUCAACUAAAAAAAAGACAAAAAUACAGGUUGGGUUUACCACAGAACUUUCCAGAGACAUCCAGUAGUAAAGAAGGAAAUUCAUUUAAGUGUUUAAAGCUUACUUACCGAAUCUGAUGGAAGCACCUUUUUGAAUGAAGUUUAUGUCGUUUGUGUAGAAGUUUUUGGAUGAGCAUAGUUAUGAGAAAAUGCAUUUCUUUCUCAUAUACGUUUUUAAAACUUUCUUUUAAAAGAGAUAGGUGUUGCGUUUUCAAAGUACCUUAGCUGCCAUCUAUCAUUAGGUAAAGGUUCUUAAGAUUUCCUUUAAUUGUUUCAAAGUGUAAAAGGGAGAUUAUCUAAAUGUGCUUAAAGCCAGAGUUAUUGCCGAUGCACUUCUUUCUUUGCUGUCACGGAAGAAUAUGAAAGUUAAUGAAAACAUAUUUUGGAAAUCUGUACACUUCUUUUAAGGUUUUAUAUCCUUCAUUGAAAACUUCCACUUGGGUAGCGAUAAUAUAUAACCGUACCAAGGCUGUUUAUAGAUGUAUUGCUUCCUUAGCCCAUUGGUAAGAACUCUGGACUUGAGAACUUUAUAAUUGUUCUGUCGUUUGUUCAAACUCCACAUUGAUCACUGUUUCUAUCUUUGAUUGAAUUUCGCAAAUUAAUGAGGAUGAAUAUGUUUAACACUGAACAAUGACGAAAAACCUGGUAAUGAUCGAUUUGAAGUUUGAUUGUUUAGAAUAAAAUCUAGACGUAGGACUUUGAUUACUUAAAAUGAUCCUCUGCGUAAAGCUGUAUAUAAGGAAUACAAGCUUUCUAUUCACACCCUCUUCCCUCGUGAGACAUUCAUAGUGUUUGGACCGUCCUUCAGUCCGUCCGACACACUUUUUAUACGCCCGAAGGGACGUAUUACGUUAUACCCACGGUGUCCGUCUGUCUGUCCGUCCGUCCGUCCGUUAGCAAUUUCGUGUCCGCUCUGAACUCUUGGACCCCUUGAAGGAUUUCAAAGAAACUUGACACAAAUGUUCACCACAUCGAGACGACGUGCAGAGCGCAUGUUUUGGAUGGCUUGCUUCAAGGUCAA